AUGCAGAAUAUCACCUCGCCGUCACCACCACCAAGCGACUCGAAUCCCACGCAGCGCUCGGGCUUCGGCACCAACACGUCUCAGUUCUUUGACGAUCCGGACAUUCUCAUGUCCACACAACACAACAUUGGCGAAGACACCAACACACUCCCAGCAUACCCGCACAUUCGGUCAACAGCCAAGAAGAUGAACACUUGGGCUCCGUUCCGCUCCCAGCAGGUCCAGCCGGACACGUCCAUGGUAAACAAGGAGUUCGGCGACUUUGACCACAGCAUAUCCGACGAGGAAAGCAUGGCCGUCGAGCAGGCGCGAGGUAACCGCAGCAACCGCGGUACUCCCAGCAAGAUGAGCUCUCAGUUUAACAGCCUUUACGACAUCACACCCCCCACCAACCGGUCGCGCAAGUCAUACCAGGCAGAGACUGGUAGCCUUCGACGCGACGCGGCGAUCCGACGCGCCUCACGCAACGACCUCGAUACUGCAUCGCCGCGUCCUGCAAGCAAGCGCAACUCCCCCGCUGUCUCUACCAAGGAAGACCGCAAGCGCACUUCACUUGCACAGCUGCACGCGAAGCUAUCGGAAGACGAGUCAUCGUUUAUGGAGCACCGACCACCAACACUGACCAUGGACUCGGCCAAGAACACGCGCUGGGGCAACAGGAGCCGACAGACCUCUCUCCAAACUGACGGCAAUGUCGACUUGCCGCAAUCAAAAGCUACAUCUCGCUCCAGGCCGACCACAGCACAGAACGCGACUGCGCAGUCAUUUAUUUUGCCCGACAUCCCCAACCUUACCGAGCUUGUCUCUGGCGUCUUCGACGAUGGCACACCAGUCUUUUCCAAGACCGCACCCUCAAGAUCACGCUUCGCUGCUCCUCCAUACGGCGGUCGCCGCCCAUCGCAUAUCCCAAUCGAUGGUGCGCCGAUACCUGACGAAGAGAAGGCCAUCUUCGCUGCCCUCCAGCAGCUACAGGAGAAGAUUGCAGACAUGGAGCGUGAGCGUGAGGAGAAGGACAAGAAGAUGGAUGAGCAGGAACUGGAGCUGAUUGAACUGAGAGCGACCACACAAGCUCAAGAGAAGUUGCGACGGAGCGACAGCGCGCAGGACUCUGAUGCUGGCGGAAAGAGCGGCUGGAAGGUCGAGAAGACGCGUCUUGACGCGACAGUACAAACCCUCCGAACCAAGCUUGAUCGCGCCGACCGCAAAUUCGCCGUACUCGAAAUCGAGAAGAAACGCCUAAGCACCGAGCGCGACAACAUGGCUAACCAGCUUGGUGUCGCAUUCCAGACCUGCGAAGAGCUUAAGACCGAGAAGAACGCUUUGAGCCACGAGAACGAGCAGCUCCGCCAGGAGAUUGACAACCUUCGCGAACAACUCGAACAAGACCAGUCACACCACCGCGAGGAGACAACUCAGCUUCGUCAGCAGUUCGACCAAGCCGCGAAUGCGACCCAGAGGGAGAACGCCAACCUACAUGCCGAGUUGGCUCGCGUACGCGCUCAACAGGACGAGAACACCCAGCAGUUGACUCGUAGAGAUAUGGAACUGCGAAAGGCGCGUCAAGAGCAUGCUGAGUAUGCCCGUUUGAAAUCCGACCACGAGUCGCUCAAGGCUCAAUUGGCAGAAUUCAAGGCGAAGCGCGAAGAGGAGGCUCAGCGCUGGUCUCGUCAGGAAGCUUCGUUGCGAGCUCAGGUUGGCCGACGCGACGACACCAUCCGACACUUCGAGGAUAUGACACAAGAGCGUACCAAUGAAGCCAUGCGUCUGGACAAUGAGAACCUCCGAAACGAGCUUCGCGAACUGCAGGCUCAGCAAGAUGAGGAGAAUGAGGAGUGGGCCAGGAAAGAGGCGGAGUUGCAGCGAAAGAUCCGUCAGCGUGAGAGUGCUCGAAAGGCUAGGGACAUCGAGCAGCACUUCGACGAUACCACCGGUCCUGUUUCGAGAACUAGGGAUACGGAGCACAUCUUCGAGGACACUCUGCAACGCAAGCCUAGCUACCGCCGCGAAGAUACACGCACGCGCAUCAGGAACCGUGUUCAGCAGGAAGUCCGCAACAGCAAGGUCGCUGGAGUACCAAACCAAGAGAGCCCGCGAAAGUCGUUCACCGGACAUUCGCGAUUCUCAACCCGCAGUGUCUCAGCACCUGUUCCCGCUGACAAGCACGCCCGCGCCGAGAGUGAUGUGGAGUCGACGACCGAUCUGUCUCUUGCGCCUCGCGCAACUCUUCGCAUCUCACGAAACCCCACUUUGACGAGGCAGACCACGACCGUUCAGCCUCCUGCUGACCUGAGUCUGACAGAGUUGAGCUUCUUCCCCCAAGAAGAGAUUGCUAGGCUUCGACGAUCUCUGGAAGAACAGCGGGCUGCUGAGCGUCAUGGUGCUUCAUCGACCAGGACUGAAGAGCCAGUCCACGAGGACACUGUUCGAUCGCAGCGCCAGACUCGCGAAGACACCGUCAGGUCAGUCGCUUCUGCUAAGAGCGAACGACGACCCUCUCUUGUGCGCAAAUCGUCACUCAAGGACACCACUCAGCGCACCACCAACACCCACUUCGAAGAAGACACUGGCAACUUGUCGAACAUGGAUGCCGACGCUGAAGCCACCCAAACAAAGCAGUCAGCCAUCGACGCGUCCAUGCUCAGCAACACCAGCCGCAGACGCCGCAGCGCUCCCACCGAAAUGACAUCCGCCUUCAUCCUCCCCGACAUCAAGCUCAGCUCCACCAACCAAACCGCCACAUCCCGCAAACCCAUCACCAAAGACCACGACAACGACAACUGCACCGUCUGCCGCCGCGAAGGCUACACCACCGCCACCGGCCCCCUCCGCGUCCCCAAACUCGUCUCAGCUUCUUCCCGCACAGCCGACGAACCCGACGCAACCCUCCGUCCCGCACAAUCCCCCCGCGAAGCCCUCGCCCUCGUCGUCAAAGGCCUAAAAGACGAGCGCGUCCACCUCUGGGCCGAGCUCGCCGUCCAAGGCGCCCUCCUCGAACAACACGACCCCAGCCUGGGCAAGCGCCGCCGCGACGCCCUCAACGCCUCAAUCCAAGACCUUCACCGCCGUCUCGAAUGGCUAGACAUGCAGAUCUACCGUCUCCACGACGUACUCGAAGGCCAAAAAGCUGAUGAGCUCACCGAAGCGGAAUUCGACGACCUUACACAAGAAGUCCUUGUCCAGCAGUCUGAACAGGAACAAGAACAACAGGAUGGAAACACGGAGAAAUCGGUAACGUCUGGUGGAAAGAAGAAGGCGAAGAAAGUUACUAUUCGCAGUUUUAUUGAUGAGGAUGAGGAUGAGAGUGUGGAGUUGAGGCGUAGUACCGCGCAACAGGGUCGUGCUGAGGAGGAGAGUGGUGAUGAGACGCAUGAACUUCCUUGGGAAGGGUUUGGGGAGGAGAGUAUGGAGGGGGAUGUUAGUUUUAAUGCGCUGGAGGGGUGGAGGGCUAGUGUGCAUUGA
Alternaria metachromatica is the source of this 3459-nucleotide messenger RNA. RefSeq lists its product as uncharacterized. Lineage: Eukaryota; Fungi; Ascomycota; Dothideomycetes; Pleosporales; Pleosporaceae. The record is from RefSeq and is a predicted model, not a curated record. The transcript is spliced from 3 exons. The coding region runs from base 1 to 3459 and encodes 1152 amino acids. Gene Ontology annotation, molecular function: microtubule binding.